Molecule: messenger RNA, 4068 nt
Organism: Sphaerodactylus townsendi
Lineage: Eukaryota; Metazoa; Chordata; Lepidosauria; Squamata; Sphaerodactylidae
Gene: KCTD1
Product: potassium channel tetramerization domain containing 1
Exons: 4
Coding region: 70-2622 (850 amino acids)
Source: RefSeq, a predicted model, not a curated record
AAGCUCUCCAGCGCUGCGGUCCAAUAUAGCGCAUGCGCCCUGCCCGAGGACUGGCAGGGAGACGGCAAUAUGGCGAGAAUGCCUGGCAGCGGCGGCGGCGGAGAGUGGAGUACCGGGGGCGCAGGAAGCGGCGGCGGCGGCGGCGAGAACAAUGCGGGGGACCGGCAGACCAGCCGGGGUGGCCCCCACCGGCCCCUCCACUAUUGCAGUGCAGGGGAGGAAGAGGACGGGGAGGAGGAGGAUGAGAUCCAGGAGGUGCAGAUAACGGGGGACGAGGGCGCAGCCGAGGGGGGGAUCCUGUUGCUGGACGACGAGGAGCAGAUGAUGAUGGGGCUGGAGUGGGACGAGCAGCCGGGCCAUAUGAUCCGUAUGGACCAGGGCGCCGGAGCGUUGCUGGACUCUUCCCCGGCCACCGGCUGCGGCGCCAGGGGCCGCCGCGGAGUCGUCAGGGGUGUCGGCGGCACGGGCGCCAGCCGCGGCGUCGGGGCUCCCACGGGUGGCGCCCCUUCGGGGCCCGCGAACGCCCGCGGCUCCGUGGCGGGCAACGUGGCGGCCGAGGACUCGGACCCGGAGGCGGAACUGCUGCUGCAGCGUCCCGAGCGGGCCCGGCUGAGCGAGAACACACGCUUGGCCACUCGCUACGCGGUGCGCAUCUUCCGCGAGUACCUGAGCGAGAAGGCGCACAGCCCGGACUUCGAGACCAUGGACAAGGGCGCUCUGUGCCGGGUGCUGCGUUCCUUUUACGCUGAAGCGCGCUCCAAGAGCGGCCAGCUCUACUCCAAAUCGUCGCUCAUCAGCAUCCGCAGCUCCCUCAACCGCUACCUCAACGAGCCUCCCUACAGCCGCACCCUGGACCUCACCAAGGACCCGGAGCUUCGCGCUGCCAACCUCACGCUGGCCGCCGUCAUCCGCAAGCUGGAGGAGCAAGGAGCCGGCCCCGUGGUGCAGAAGCAGGCCAUCACGCGCGCAGACCUGCGCAAGCUCUACACCUGCAGCGUCUUCAGCGCGCAGAGCCCCUUCGGGCUGCUCAACAAGGUCUGGUUCGAGACGUGCAUGUACUUCUGCACGCGGGGCCGCGAGAACCAGCGCGAGCUGGAGGAGGACUCCUUCGGGCUGGCCAUGGACGAGGACGGGCGCAAGUUCGUCUACUUCAAGGCGCUGGGGCCCUACCACAAGUCGCGCUCGUCGGCGUGGAGCAAGAAGCGCGCCGAGAGCAGCGACGAGGAGAACCUGCCGCGCAUGUACGAGACCGGCACCGAGUUCUGCCCUUACGCCAGCUUCGUCAAGUACCUGGCUAAGCGCAACCCGCUCUGCAAGGCCUUCUUCCAGCGCCCGCGGGACCACUGCAGCGAGGGCGACGUCACCUGGUACGAGAACAAGGCCAUCGGCAAGAACCUGCUGGGCACCCGCAUGCAGAUGCUCUCCAAAGCCGCCAAGCUCUCCAAGACCUACACCAACCACUGCAUCGGCGCCGUCUCCAUCGCCACCCUCAACAGCAUCGCCGGCAUCGGCACCAAGUUGCCCGCCGGCGGAGGAGGCUGCUGCGCCCUCAACGGCAGGGCCCGCCCCUCGCCCCUGCCCGCCAACUCCUACGGCCUGCCCAAAGGCGGCGGCGGCGGCGGCAGCCCUUCGCGCGUCAAGGCCGAGGCAGCCGCCGCCGUCGUGCCGGUCAAGCGCUCCCUGUAUGAGGCCCUGCACGCGGCCGGGGGAGACGCCUGCGGCCCCUCCUCGUCCCCCAAAAGACUUUGCCUGAGGCCCGCCGAGCCUUUGGACGCCGCUGCCUCUGUGGUGGUGGUCUCAGUGAAACACGACCCCUUGCCUCUCCUCCUCCCUGAAGCUAAUGGCCACAGAAGCACCAGCUCUCCCACAGUCAUUUCACCUGCUAUUGUUUCCCCCACACAGGACAGUCGGCCCAAUAUGUCAAGACCUCUGAUCACUAGGUCCCCUGCGUCUCCUUUGAACAAUCAAGGCAUUCCCACGCCAGCACAGCUAACAAAAUCCAAUGCACCAGUACAUAUUGAUGUGGGUGGGCACAUGUACACCAGCAGCUUGGCUACUCUUACUAAGUACCCCGAUUCAAGUGCUGAAAUAUUUAUUGAUAAGACUGUAACUGUGCUGCAUAGUGACAGUUUGUACUUUGAAUUGCAUGUUUUUCAGGAUUACAGUUUGUUAUAUGAAGAAGCAAAAUAUUUUCAGCUUCAGCCCAUGCUAGGGGAAAUGGAAAGGUGGAAACAGGAUCGGGAAACGGGCCGAUUUUCAAAGUCUUGUGAGUGCUUGGUAGUGCGAGUUGCUCCAGAUCUUGGAGAAAGGAUAACAAUGAGUGGAGACAAGUCCUUGAUAGAAGAAGUUUUCCCAGAAAUUGGUGAUGUGAUGUGCAAUUCUGUCAAUGCAGGGUGGAAUCAUGAUUCAACACAUGUCAUCAGAUUUCCUUUAAAUGGAUAUUGUCAUCUUAAUUCAGUUCAGGUACUUGAGAGGUUGCAACAGAGGGGGUUUGAAAUUGUUGGCUCGUGUGGAGGAGGAGUGGACUCUUCCCAGUUCAGUGAAUAUGUACUUAGACGAGAACUCAGAAGGACAUCUCGCUCAUCUUCUGUCAUUCGAAUAAAACAAGAGCCUCUGGAUUAAGGAAAUUUUUGUUUUCUUAUGCAACCAUGAAAAGGAGGGACCUUCAUGUGCAUUGGGACACCAAAGGAGCCCUGGAGUGAAAAAUUGAAUAAAGACCUGUAUUCAUAUGGAGCAUUUGGAAUAGUAAUAAUAACCUCAAGGUGUAAAAUAUGUAUAUGUGAAAAGUUAGAUAAUGAAAAAAAUAAAAAAACCCUAAUGGUAGAGGAGGUUGGUGCUGUGAUGGCCAUUAAGUGUCCUAGGCCUUAGCUAGGCCUGAUUUAACAGUAAACAAGCCAUUUCUGUUGGGGAAGAGUCACAACUCCUUUUCAUUUUCCUUUGCCAGCUGGCAAUCUGUGUUUCAGUGUAUACACCUUGAAUCAAGUUUGUUUGCAGAUAUUUGUCAUAAAGGUGACUGGGCACAACUUCAAUCCAUCCAUGACAUAACAGAGUUUAUCAAUGGGAAUUUUAAAUGUAGCUUGUACAGAAGUCAUAUUCUUCUGUUGACCUCACAGAUGUGAACAUUAUUCUUGUUGGUUUUUUUCCCCAAAAGGAGACAGAAUUUAUAACUACUUGGUAGAGUUGCUCUGGUUUGAGUCCAGUGCUUUUGUAAGUUUAUUCAAACUUUAUAAUACAUAAAAUACAAUAAUUUCUGUUACAAUGUUCUGUUUAAGCCAACACUAGCCAAAAAAAUGUAAAAUAAAAAAGAUCAAAAUUAGCUUUUAACUUGCUCUGUUAUGCAUUUUAUAUGUUCAGUGGACAAUAAGUGAUGUUGAGUUCUGUGUGCAACAAAAAUAAGAAGGCAUAAGGAAGUGAGUUUCAGAAAAAUGAUGUACUUUAUCUUUAAUAUGUCAUAGAAACAGUUUUGACGCACCUUAUACUUUCUCUCCAUCAGUGAUUAUUCCAGCCUUUUUAAAUAAUUCGACAAGUAUUCAUUUUAGAGGAGCUUUUGAGUUCUGUACAGUAUUUUAUAAGUGAUUAAAUUGCAAUCUGUACAAUUAAUAUUCAGCUACUUCAAACACUAACAUCCUUGCCUAAGAUAUUCUCAGCACUAUUCAUAAAGUCAUGCCCUAAAGUUUACACUUAAACUCCUCCCCCUGCCCCUCAUUUUUUCCAACCUAUUCCACAAUGCACAGUUUCACCUCAGUUAUUGUUUGGGUCAAACUAGAUGUGAUACUCAGUCUCAUAUACUUCCUGUCCUUACUACAGCCUCUUUUCCAUUUGGCUUUUGUCAACACACAUCCCAUGAUCCUGAGCAUAAAUUUCUUUGGAGGGCAUGGGGGGAUCCCGUCUUCACCUUUUCAACAGUAGAAAAGCUAGCUGAAUCUAAUCCAUGUUUUUCAGCAGCUAGGUGGUAAUAUCCAGUUUGGCUUCUAUUGUUUCUGCAUCUAGGGCACCAUCUGAGAUAAUCUUCCAGUUGUGCUAACAUAAGGACUAGCACCUCUUCAGCUGCCCUACCCCUUCUGCUCU